AUGGCGACGAAAGUUUACGUAAUAUUCUAUUCCAUGUACGGCCACGUGGCUGCAUUAGCCGAGGAGAUCAAGAAGGGAGCAGAGUCCGUGGAAGGGGUCGAAGUCUCCAUCUUUCAGGUUCCCGAGACUCUAUCCGACGACGUUCUCGCAAAGAUGCACGCUCCGCCGAAGCCGGACAUUCCUUCAAUUGACGUGCACAACCUCCCGGAAGCCGACUGCUUCCUCUUCGGCUUCCCCACCCGCUACGGCAUGAUGUCUGCUCAAAUGAAGGCCUUUUUUGACGCGACCGGCAGCUUGUGGAGAACGCAAGCGCUGGCCGGCAAGCCUGCCGGUUUCUUCUUCAGCACGGGCUCGCAAGGGGGCGGCCAGGAGACCACUGCGUGA
Closterium sp. Naga37s-1 is the source of this 384-nucleotide messenger RNA. The record is from the annotation of a GenBank genome assembly. NCBI's taxonomy places the organism in Eukaryota, Viridiplantae, Streptophyta, Zygnematophyceae, Desmidiales, Closteriaceae.